Molecule: messenger RNA, 4927 nt
Organism: Bactrocera oleae (olive fruit fly)
Lineage: Eukaryota; Metazoa; Arthropoda; Insecta; Diptera; Tephritidae
Gene: Ack
Product: activated Cdc42 kinase
Biological process (GO): protein phosphorylation
Molecular function (GO): ATP binding; protein tyrosine kinase activity
Source: RefSeq, a predicted model, not a curated record
AUAUGCCUUGUUUUGUUAGCUUUGUGUAUUCCAUCGUUUAUCUUUAUUUCAUUCGUUCUACUCAAUUGGAGAAUUUAAUUUUUUUCCAUUAGUAAGGCAAAGCUGCUUAUUACAUUUUAGUUUUUAGCAGAGAUAAGGUUUUUAGGGACAUAUUGUAAUAAUUCAUAGCUAUGUGUAAAAUCCAAACUUGCAGUUAAAUAAAAAGGUUGCAUAUGUGUAUUUUGAGCAAAUAUAAGUGAUCGUGAAUUCAAAUUGUUUUUGCCUUCAAUUAAAUACCAACCAGAUGUUUGUUAAUAAUUAGCGAAUAAAUACUUAUUCCACAAAAAAUACAAAUUCCACAAAUUAUAUUAGUUAUGGAAAAUGCCAACGAAAGUUUUGUGAAUAGUGAAGCUGCGGAAAUGAAUAUGUAACGAGACUGAAAAAAUAUAUGUUUACUCUUAGUUUGGCUUGUAUUCUAUUUUUAAACAUUAGUUAUUAUUAUCGACUGGCCAAAGAUAUAUGAUAAAUAUACGAUUAAAAAAGUGCAAGCCAGUUGCUCUUGGCCCAUUACACUACUGCAAACCUGCAGGUUUUGAGUAGACAGCUAAUAAAUCAAGGUACAUAAGGUUCAAGCGUAGACAUAGCAAUAAAUGCAUUUUAUUGACUACGUUUUUAACAACAACAAAGUUUAUCUUCGCAAUACACGAUUGCAAUAUCCAGUUUUCCCAUUCUUCUAGCAGCUUAAUAGCCUUCUCUCUGUCGCAGAAACAAGCUUCAGAAAGCAGCUGUUGCCUUUGCUGGCCAACGUUCUUCAUUGUUUACCUCUGCAUAAAUACAACUCAUAUAUGUAAACAUCUAUGUACAUUCAGAUAAUUGUUUAAAAAAGACGAUGACUUCUGCAGUAAACAGUGACACAUUUGCUGCUACUUCAAGUUCGAUCUUUAGUUUCUCCAGUACAAUUCCAGAAACUGAGUGGUUAGAGGACCUGUUGCACGAGGUACAACUUGAGCAAUUCCUCGAACGUAUACGCGAUGAUUUGCAAGUAACCCGAUUGGCCCAUUUCGACUAUGUGCUACCGGAGGAUCUCGAACGGUGUGGUUUGGGUAAACCCGCAGUACGCAGACUUAUGGAGGCGGUGAGGAAGAAAAAAGCACAUCAAUGGCGUAAAAAUAUACUCUCAAAACUGAUUGGAGGUGGAAAGCAACCGUCAUCGAAAAAGUCACAACAAGCUGUUAAUAAGGAACAUCAAAACACUCAACUUACUUGUCUUAUACACGAAAAAGAUAUUACACUUGGCAUCAAAUUGGGUGAUGGCUCUUUCGGAGUGGUGAGGCGUGGAGAAUGGCACUCCGUCCCAAAUGGAAAAGUAAUGUCCGUUGCUGUAAAGGUGCUAAAAUCGGAUAAUCUCACGCAGCCGGGAAUAAUUGGUGAUUUCUUCCGUGAGGUGCAGGCAAUGCAUGCUUUGGAUCAUUCGAAUUUGGUACGAUUGUACGGUGUUGUACUAUCCCAGCCAAUGAUGAUGAUCACUGAAUUAGCGGAACGUGGUUCGCUGUUGGAUACAUUACGUAAACAGUGCAAACAUACACCGUUAACUAAUAUAUGGAAUUGGUCGGUACAAAUUGUCACCGGUAUGGCGUACUUAGAACACAAACGCUUUCUGCAUCGAGAUUUGGCAUGUAGAAAUGUGUUACUUGCUUCCGGUAACAAAAUUAAGAUCGGCGACUUUGGUCUCAUGCGAGCACUUCCGCAAGAGGAUGAUUGCUAUGUGAUGUCUGAACACAAAAAGGUACCCUUUCCGUGGUGCGCACCAGAAUCCUUACGUUUCCGGCAAUUUUCACAUGCCUCAGAUACUUGGAUGUUUGGCGUAACGCUCUGGGAAAUGUUCACAUUCGGUGAAGAUCCAUGGGUUGGACUAAAUGGAUCUCAAAUAUUACGAAAAAUUGAUAGAGAAGGUGAACGUUUGCAUCAACCAGAUGCUUGCCCCCCAGAUGUAUAUGAAAUGAUGUUACAAUGUUGGGAUAAAGUACCUGCAGAACGUCCAACGUUCGCUGCGUUGAAGGAAUUCUUAGUAGGUAUGUCGCCGCCUUUAUAUAAAGCAGCACGUUCUUAUCGUGAGGAGAAUCGGCUGCAGAUCGAUGCUGGUGAUACUUUGGCAAUUAUUGAUGGUCGCGCUGACUUGAAGUUUAUUAAAGGUCAAAACCAACGUACAUUUGAUAUUGGAGUUUUCCCGCGCAGUACAUUGGAGAAGCAAAAGCACACAAACAGCGAUCUAAUUCAACCGAUGCAUGAGAGCAUUCGUCAAAGCGGUGGACAUUCUGGUUCACCCUUCGGAUUUUGUUGGGGUGGAGCUGGUGCGAUGAGUGCUAGUGCCGAAAUGCAAUCAGAGAGAAAUCGUAAAUGUGCCUCAAUGCAAACACACAUGCUACCACCUGCGCAUCAUGCCAAAGAACGGAAAUCAGUAUCUAGUAAACAGUUUGCAUACAAUAAAUUGGUCAACGAGCGCACCGCUGAACUGCAGCGAAAUCAAUCAGUGCAGUUCGCAAAAGGAAAGGGAGUUAAUAACAUCAAACAAGUCCCUCAGCGCCCACCUCCACCGCAACAACAGCAAAUAGAGGGUAUACUGAUUGACAUUUCACCAGAGUUUGGUCCGCCUGCAACUUCCAUAAGCUGUGAUGAAAGCGGGUCUAUAAAAAUAAGUAACUCCUUGUGUUUAUUGGACGCACCAAUAGAUAUCCCAACCGAGGGAGAGGAGUACGUAGCAGCCCCGUUUACUUACAGCAGUGCCUCAGCACAACAAACCUUUUUAGCUGGAACUUCGCCGUUGGGACAACGACUUCAACCGCCGCCUUAUCAGAUGCCACCCACUUAUUCGAACACCAUUGAAUUCACACAACAACAACAAUCAAUGCAACAUCGUGACCCAUUUGAUACUAGUAGUGUGCAUAUGAAUUACGAAAAAGAUACAGGAAAUGGUGUGAAUACAAAUAAUGCCGUGUACACGAAUGUGGGUCAUCCGCCGUACCAGGUUCAACAGUCAAUAUUGCGCGCAAAUUCAAUACAGUCAUUAUAUAACAAUCCUUCAGCAAGAAAAAGCCUUUUUUCGACAACAUCAAGUUGUUCUGGCAAUAAAGAAAAUGUUCCACAUUCGCUUGCCAUGGAAAAUCAAAACAAUGUGAUCUCAGAAAGUGAAGAUGCGCUCCAAACAAGCUUGUCUUCCCUCAGCCUAGAAAAGCUAAAGACAGAAUCUUCCACAGAGAGUAAUGUUUUGCUGGACAAAUCUUUUAUUGCUGAACUAGAGAAGGAUAUGUACAGCAGUAAGGGUCAAAAUGAUUACGAACGCAAUUCCAUUCAAAUGUAUACGAGUAAGGAAAAUGUGUACAAACAAAAUUUGACGCCUUUAAAAAAUUCAACCAGUCUUUCGAACUCAACAAAUGCAUCAAGCAACGGAGUUUCUCCUAAACUGCAAAAUCUCGGAACAUACAACCAACUACAAUACUCAAAUGCAGCUGUCACUGAAGCACCGAAAAGUCUUAAUGGUCAGCAUAAACAAAAUAACCUAGAGGCUGCUGGAACAAAUCCCACCACAAGUAGUGAGGAGAGAACGGAAGGUUUUACUGAAAACACCCAAGAUGUUAUUAAUCGAAUAUGGUAUGAGCGUGUCAAUGGAAUUUCAACGUCUGCAACUUAUUACUCUCAACCUCCCGAAAAUACAUACCAAAAUCAGAGUAAUUACUCAGAUCGAUAUGGUAGCGCAAUAAAUAGCAAAGAGUCAAACCAUAGCUUCGUGGCGAUUUCAAAUAGAGUUGUGCCGCAAACAACACAGGGUAAUAAAAUAUAUGGAUCUGCGGCUUCUCUGUAUGGUAGUGUUAGUGGGCGCGAGUUAUAUGACGCUGUAGCUCCGACACCCUCAACUUAUUAUGGUCAAAUACCUUUGAACGCUAUUGAUACUGACAAUGGUAUUUUUACUAGCGGAUUAACUACAGCAUCUGCAGCGCCCGCUGCCAUUUACGACGAAGUAACGCUCGACGACUAUUUACGUCCACAUCGACCAGCUCCGUUAGCUCCACCACUACUUUCGGCGCAGCAAAUACAACGUCGUCUUGAGAAGCUAAAGCAGCAACAGGAGAAUGGAGGUGGGAAUUUAUAUGCACCUGUUCCAUCCGAAGCCGCAAAGGAAAAUGAAAAAAUGCAGCAAAUACUUAAAGAUUUAGGUUCAGCAGCACAGGAAGUUGACGUGCGUAAUGCUUUAAGAGCAGCUAACGGUGAUGCAAAUGUCGCAAUACGACUCUACAAAAUUGACCAACUCACCAGGUGUGUUAAUUCAAGUAUCUAAAAUAAAUAUAUAAAUGACUCGGCCUUGCCAAUCGUCCCCAGUGUGAACAGGCGUUACAAAAAACCGGUUGGAGCUUGGAGCUUGCAGCUGCUGUGUUAUUAGAAAGUACUUCAUAGAAGAUUUACAAAUACUGAAAUUUCUUAUCCAUAAUACCACAAUUCAUCAUUCCGAAUCACAUCACAUUUUCUUUUGACCAAAAUUGCAUGACUAUAUUUUUUUAUAAUACAGCUCAUGUAUUAAAACUUUAAAUAUUAUAUUUAAAAAGUAACUUUGUAAUCAUCGAAUAUAGAAAACAUAAGAUGUUUUGGAUUAUUUCAUUAGCCGUCCUACUUUUGGAACAAAAAACGUUGAUAUUCAAAAUACCUGAUAUUAAAACUUUAGAAUCAAUAAAUUUAUUUAGAGCGUAAAGCAUUUUAUUUACGACUCACAUACAUACUAUAAAAUAUAAUAAAAACACAGAUAAAUGAAUUAAACCAAAAUUCCAACAUACCCAUGUCAACUAGAUAAGCCUUCAAAAUAUUAUAUACGUAGUAUAUUGAAUCCCAUGAAAGAAUCAACACAUGUGUAGAUAUAUUUUUAUGUAAACGAAUAAAAGUAUGGAACUUGUUAAAUGCA